CACCCUGAUAACAGCUCCGAUCGCACUCCCUCCUUCCCAUUCCAAGCGGGGAACAAACCCCACAGGCCGCUUUCAGCCGAACCGAAUCCGACACUCACCGGAGAAUAAAAGCAUACACAGGUUCUCCCGUGCUGCAGUGACGACAUUCGCGGUCACGAAAGAACAGUGGCAGCCACCGACAAGACAACAGAAAAGUCCAUCGAUUUCGCCUUUUUUACGCACGGUCCAUACAGAACCUCAUUUCUACACGCGCGACGGUUCUUGGAAGAAAAAAAAAAGACAGAAGGGCGAUAUCACGAUGCAGACAUCAAACGUCGACCUCUAAAGGUGACAUGAUCCACCGGAUUCUCAAACGCACCUCGCACUUUCUCAUCGAAAACGGAAGGUAACGCCUAAACUGAAGAAUACGAAUAUUUCACCGUGUUCCCUGGAUGUGCAAAUAAAAAAAAAAAAACCUUUGCCCAUAAAAGUAUUAUACAUAAAAUAUACGCAGGUGUCUGGGAAACUGCUCUAAGGUUUACGGGGAAAAAAAUAUGGCUACAUUAAUUCGAAGCAAGAUCUCCAACAAGCUGUCCAACGCAGCUUCGACGGUUACUAAUAAAUCUCAGGCGAAGGUAAGUGGUCUCUUCGCCAAAAUGGGCUUCCAGGCUGCCACUGAUGAAGAAGCGCUGGGAUUCGCAGCCUGUGACGAUCUGGACUAUGACCACAGGCAAGGACUGCAGAUGGACAUUCUGAAAAAUGAGGAAAUAGGGGAAGAAGUCGGUGCCGAUAACGUUGGAGAUGGGAAUAUGGAAGGGGACAGUCACUAUCAGAGAGAUGGCACAGGUCCUCCACCCCCUGUGGCAAAAGAUGGCGGUAUGUGUAGCGAAUUUGGGUCUCCAGAUAAACCGAAAAUCACUGCUUGGGAGGCAGGGUGGAACGUCACUAAUGCCAUCCAGGGAAUGUUCGUCCUUGGGUUACCAUAUGCCAUUCUGCACGGCGGAUAUCUCGGACUUUUUCUUAUCAUUUUCGCGGCAGUUGUAUGCUGUUACACAGGGAAAAUCCUUAUCUCCUGCCUGUACGAAGAAAACGAAGACGGACAACUGGUGAGAGUGAGAGACUCGUAUGUUGACAUUGCCAAUGCUUGUUGCGCGCCCAGAUUUCCGGCACUAGGAGGUCACAUCGUGAAUGUAGCCCAGAUAAUUGAGCUCGUCAUGACUUGCAUUUUAUACGUCGUAGUGAGUGGUAACCUAAUGUAUAACAGCUUUCCAAACCUCCCCGUCUCCCAGAGAUCAUGGGCCAUCAUCGCCACCGCCGCGCUUCUGCCUUGCGCUUUUCUGAAAAACUUAAAAGCCGUGUCCAAGUUCAGCCUGCUCUGCACCCUCGCUCACUUCGUGAUCAACAUACUGGUGAUAGCCUACUGCCUGUCGAGAGCACGAGACUGGGCCUGGGAUAAAGUUAAGUUCUACAUCGACGUGAAGAAAUUCCCUAUUUCUAUUGGUAUCAUCGUCUUCAGCUAUACCUCGCAGAUCUUCUUGCCAUCGCUGGAGGGUAACAUGCAGAAACCAAGCGAGUUCCACUGCAUGAUGAACUGGACUCACAUUGCCGCAUGCAUUCUCAAAGGCCUGUUUGCUCUGGUGGCGUAUCUGACGUGGGCAGAUGAAACCAAAGAAGUCAUCACAGACAACCUGCCGUCCGGAAUCAGGGCCGUUGUCAACAUUUUCCUGGUGGCUAAGGCCCUGCUGUCAUAUCCGCUGCCGUUUUUUGCUGCAGUUGAGGUACUGGAGAAGACUUUUUUUCAGGAUGGACGGCGCGCGUUUUUCCCAGACUGCUACGGGGGCGACGGACGCCUUAAAUCCUGGGGUCUAAGUUUGCGAUGUGGCCUUGUGGUGUUCACCAUGUUAAUGGCCAUAUACGUGCCGCACUUCGCAUUACUCAUGGGCUUAACGGGCAGCCUGACGGGCGCGGGCUUGUGCUUUCUCCUCCCGAGUCUCUUUCACCUCAAGCUGCUUUGGAGGAAGUUGCUUUGGCACCAAGUCUUUUUCGAUGUCGCUAUAUUUGUUAUUGGAGGUAUAUGCAGUAUUUCUGGUUUCAUUCAUUCAAUGGAAGGUCUCAUUGAAGCGUUCAAAUACAACAUACAAGAUUAGUCGCGAGAAACACCAUCGGACGAAUGGUGAUGUGUUAGAAGAUGUGUUAGAACAUCUAAACAACUGAUGUUUCUUAAAUGUAAUGUCCUCAGUUUUCACUUAUGUUCAAGCGACAACAUAAAGCAAAACCAAGAAACUUAUAAACAUGGUCAUAUACAAGCCCCAAAAAAUAAAAAAAAUACACACUGACAUUAAACUAUAAACGCAAAUAGCGUGUAUGUAUGUGUUAUAUAUAUAUAUAUAUAUAUAUAUAUAUAUAUAUAUGUGUGUGUGUGUGUGUGUGUGUGUGUGUGUGUGUGUGUGUGUGUAAGAUAUCAUAAUAAAGAUGCAUUUACAUAUAUAUUUUUUUCUGUAGGUCAGCCAUAAUUGUACAGAAUAUAUCGAAGAGAGAACUGUAUAAUUUCAAAACGCCCAGCAUUUCGAGCAAGAAAUAAGAUUUAUAUGUCUACGUUUCUGAUCCAUAAACUGCUCGACGUUAAUUUAAAUAAUGUAAAUAAUAAUAAUAAUAAUAAUAAUAAUAAUAAUAAUAAUAAUAAUAAUAUAAAAAUAUUUGGAGAUUAUAAAUGAAAAGUAUUAAUAUUAUGAAUUCUAUGGCGAAGAUUCCCUCUGGACACGGUAAUAAUUAUAAUUCAUGAAUUAAGAAAUGAUAAAUAGGGCUCCAUACAGGACUAUAUACUACUAUAGCUAUGCAUUCUAAAUGUAUGACGUUUCAUGCAAAAUGAAAUAUAAUCUGAGGAAUCGUAUAAAAGCAGCAGUGUUCUUCCGCACCAGAAAACGUACACGCUCGGAUGAAACAGAGCUAUGAUGCACAACAUGCACACUCCAGAACUGCUAACACAGAAGGAGGGAGGAAGAAAGAAAGAAAGAAAGAAAGAAAGAAAGAACAUUUCAAUUGGCAUGAAAUUACACAUGAGCGGUUGCAAAGCCGCUUAACACAAGAUCUAACGUCGAAUAGCUUAAUUUCAUUAUUGCUUUCCCUGUCAAUCGGACCGUGUGGUAUUUAGACUAAUACUGGCCUUUUCAAUGAUACUGAAAAUAAUACGUGUACGAAUCUAUAUUACAAAGAAUAGACUUGCGUGAGACAUUUUUCAUUUUGUCAGAUCUGAUGGUUGCUGUGAAAAUGUAAUUAAACCGUAUGUGUACUGUUAUUGUGGUUCACCUUACGAAGAUGGAAUGUACUUCACAAAGUCGUUAUAAUAUAUCGUGAUCAAUAAAAAAAAAAUAAAAUAAAUAAACACGAUAACAUAUUGUACAACUGUGCUUGUCCUUCUGUAAAAGCGAGAAACAAUAUACAGCAAUUAUAUACCAAUCCACUGUUACGAAUAUAAGCAAAGCAUAAGCAAUUGACAUUAUUUGUUGUAAAUCGGAUUAAAAGGUUUGAAUCUUU
This is a messenger RNA of Pangasianodon hypophthalmus (striped catfish), 3513 nucleotides long. It is a transcript of the gene slc32a1, whose product is annotated as solute carrier family 32 member 1. Gene Ontology annotation, molecular function: amino acid transmembrane transporter activity. The record is from RefSeq and is a predicted model, not a curated record. Bases 534 to 2126 code for a protein of 530 amino acids. Lineage: Eukaryota; Metazoa; Chordata; Actinopteri; Siluriformes; Pangasiidae. Gene Ontology annotation, cellular component: vacuolar membrane. The transcript is spliced from 3 exons. Gene Ontology annotation, biological process: amino acid transmembrane transport.